UUGCCAGCUGAGAAAAAGGAGAGACCUCCUGAUAUGUGUGCUGGCUGCCCCAACCCAUUACCACUGGACAGCCCAGAAGUGAAGAAGCUUCUAGAAGCUGCUUUGAAAUCAUAUAAUGAAAAAAGCAACAGGGACUUCUAUUUCAAAGUUGUAGCAGUCCUGAAAGCUACAUCACAGGUUGUGAAUGGAAUAAUAUAUAAAGUUGACUUCAAAAUUCAGCAGACAAAUUGUUCCAAGGCUGUGGUUGAGAAGCCAAAUGAAGAUUGUACUGCUGUGGAAGACGGUGAACUGUUGUACUGCUCUGGCUCGGAGUUUCAGGAAUUCUCAAGUGAACUGCAGUCAAUAAUCGACCCUCUAGUGAAGUGCAGUGAACAACAACCUUUACAGCAACAAGGUUCCUGCAUAGUUGAUAUCUAUAUUAGUGGAAACUCACUGGUGACUACUCAACAGGAGUGCGAAGUUCAAGUUGAGGAAAAGGCUAAGUCUCCAGCUUAUAAGUGCAGUGCUUGCCUCAUGCCCAUUCCACCUGACAGCCCAGAACUGAAGGAGCCUCUGGAAGCUAUUAUGAAAUACUUAAACUGUUCUAAAGGUGUAAAAGUAACCAAAGCUACAAAACAGGUUCUGUCUGGAAUUAUUUACAGAAUUGACUUCAUAAUGCAGAAAAUCUAUUGCUCCAAGCCUGAGUUCCAGCAUCCAAAUGAAGAUUCUACUGCUGUAGAAGAUGAUAACCUGUUGUUCUGCCAUACCUUGGCUGAUGUGAAACCCGGGAAGUCAACUGUCAUACAUCUAAUUACCUGCACAGACCAACCACCUUUUCAGCUUGCUUCUAGACCUCCUGGUUUUACCCCUUUCACAAGAAAGUGACCCCUCGUCAAAAAAGAAAUACAAGAGCUGAGGAAGAAUUUCAUCCUGCUUCCAGAAGAUCCUAUACUCAGGGAAAUAGAAACGGACACAGACAUGGGCAUAAAAAACCAACACAGAUUCUUUCCAAAGAAGUUGAAGCUAUACAAAUGGUAUAGCCAUUUGUCAACUCCAAGUCAAUUGCUCAUUUCAAAGUAUUUUCUGAAAGAGGAAGUGGCCAAUAGAUAUUUUACUAUCUGAAGGUAACUGGCAGACAGUCAAACAAGAAAUUUAAUUCAGUCAGCUCAGCCAGCAAACGAUAUGCAUAACUGUCUUCUGGAGUAAACCAGUGUCACUUCCAUUCAAAUCUGGUGAGAAAAUAAUUCCUUGGAAGAGAAUACAGCCUUUGCAUUCACCCAUGGGUGAAUUAUGUUGUUUCACUGUAAUCUAAAUUAGCCAGGCCUCUUUCAGUGAAAUGUUAAAUGUGAGCUAUUUUCCUAUACCUGAUUGCAAUGAUUAUUUUGUGACAAAUUUGUAGUAACUGCAUAUUCAGUUCAUCAGUACAAUUGUAUUAAUUAGUCCACUCUUUCUACUACUGGCAUGCCGUACAUUUGAUUGCACACCCUUCCUUGGCUAUCACAAAUAAAAGACAAGUAUCAAAGCA
This is a messenger RNA of Python bivittatus (Burmese python), 1504 nucleotides long. The record is from RefSeq and is a predicted model, not a curated record. Lineage: Eukaryota; Metazoa; Chordata; Lepidosauria; Squamata; Pythonidae.